AUGUCGAUCUCCAUCGGGGGUGCUAUCAAAAAACGAGCUUCACUACAUAUACUAUCGGAUAACAUCGAGGUUCUUGACACGCAUAUCCAGAAUAUUAUCCAAGAUGCUAUCCUCCACUCACCCAGCCCAUUUAACUGUCAAUCUGGCAGGGCUGUAGUGCUUCUGAAAGAAGAGCAUAAGAAAUUCUGGGAUAUAGCCUACAAUACUGCCAAGGAGAGCGUUGUACCCCCCAUCUUUGAGAAGACUUUCGAGCCCGUUGAGGAGAGAAUGAUGAUGUUCGGGGCACCCCUCGAUCAGAGAUUUCGCUCUCAUGGUUAUCAACUCGUCUCAUACAAUCAACUAAAUUCAACUACUCUCAUAUCAUGCUCAUCUUCAUUAUUCCGUUACGUACAAUUUCUAGUUUGA
Nannizzia gypsea CBS 118893 is the source of this 405-nucleotide messenger RNA. RefSeq lists its product as hypothetical. The record is from RefSeq and is a predicted model, not a curated record. Lineage: Eukaryota; Fungi; Ascomycota; Eurotiomycetes; Onygenales; Arthrodermataceae. The transcript is spliced from 2 exons. Bases 1 to 405 code for a protein of 134 amino acids. Gene Ontology annotation, biological process: cellular response to oxidative stress.